UUCAAUUUAUAAUUUAUGUUAUUUCGUGCUGUUAAUGUUACAGAUAGAAUUCAAUAGUGCCAUUAACGUUCGCUACCUAGGUUUCUUUUAAAGUGUAUUGAGUGAAUUUGACUUAUAUUCGGAAUUUGAUAGAUAAGAUUUCAUAAUACUUUAUCAGUAUAAAUUCAGUUAGUGUUGGUUGUCUUUCGAACUUUCGAUAUCGGCAAGUUAAACUAGGCCUAGUUGACAAAUUUGCAUAACCAGGAAACGGGCUAGCCUACAAUUCGUUCAGAUACAGUGGCAAAGUCCUUCGAAGAUACAAAUUAUAGGACUGCACAUCCAAGAUGCAGAACAGUGGUGUUGAAAAUGGCUCUGAAUGCUCAAUGAGCUACGGAGAUUUGGUACAACAAUCUGCUACCAUUCUCAAAAAUGAGAUUGCACUUUUGGAAGAUAGAAUUGCACAGAAUAGAAAUGAAAUUGAAGAGUUGAAGAAAAUAUGUCGCAGGCAAGCUGACAACAUAAAAAAACAGCAAUCAACACUAGAACAUGUCAAAAUAAAUAGCCACAGUGAAGCAAUACAAAACAAGACUCACAUGUCUAAGAUUCACAACUUAAGAGAGAAACUUCAAGAUUUGGAUAACAAUUUUGAAAAAUGGGGAAAAACCAUAAAUCCAAUGCUUGGUUACAAAAAUGAACUUGAAGACAUGGUGAAACAAUUGAAAUUAAAAUUACAGAUGAAGGAAGAUUCCAGUGAAAGUUUGGAGAAAGAAAACAAUUACUAUGUAGAAGCGGCGAACAAAGCUCUAUUGGAACUUCAAGAACGUAAAGAACAAGAAAAAACUGAGCUAUGUCAAUUGAAAACACAUUUAAGUAAACAGUUUGAGCAGAUUAAGCAACAGGAGAUGGAAUUGGUACAAGAACUAAGGGAGCUUCUGAGUGCAUGCCGAGAGGAGGAAAUCAAGAUUAACAUCGUAGAACCACAGAGAGUUGAGCUGAAGAAGACAUUCGAAACAUUGAAGAUGGAAUUGGCAGCAGAAACAGACCAGAUCAAUUCUGCAAGUACCCAAUUGGAAACUGAAUUGCAAGACGAAUUAAACAGGAAAAUCGAAAUGUCCACUGAAAUCAACACAUUAGACAAAAAUAUAACAGAGUUGGAGAAUACUUUGAUUGAAUUAGAAAAUGAUAUAAAAAGGUCGAAUGAUAAAAAUAGGCAGCUUAAUGCUGACGAAGAAGAAUAUUCUAAGACAAGUAUAAAGAAACAGCAGGAGCUUAAAGAACUUGAAACCGAUGUAGAGGAUUUGACUGCCAAGUACAGUGUGUGUAUGAAGAUUGAAACAGAAAACGUAACGCUGCGAGGAACUUGGGAUGAUUUAGAUAUUGAAAAUAACGCCCACGUUGAGAAAAUAACUGAAUUGUCGAGUAAUGAAGAAGAGUUGUAUAAAAAUAUUUUGGAAUUGAACCAAUUGAUUGCGGAUUUAGAAAAUGAGAAUGUGAGCUCACUCAAAAAUGUCUUAGUUCUCGAAGAGGACAUACAUAUCCUUGAGGAAGAAGAACGAGCUUAUUUGAAGGAACACGAGAAAUUAAGUUUGGAUAUCCAAGAAAUAUCAGCAAAACUUCAAGAAACAAACAACUUACUGAAAACGUCUUGCCAGGAUCUCAGUAUGCAAUUUGCAGAGGCAAGUAAAACUAAGACUGAUCAUCAAGAGACUCUGACGAACUUAGAAAUAGAGUUGGCUAAAGCUGAAGAUGUUUCCAAAGAGAGUGACCUUAAGCUUUUCAACUUCUACCAAGAACGUGAAAACAUCAACAAAGCCUGCGAUGAAGAAAUCAAGACCCUUAAUGAGGAUAUGGAUAAAAGUGUUGAGGAAUAUGAAAAGUUGGUGUUUGAUUUGGAGCUUAAUGAAAAAGUAAAGGAAGAUAUUCACCAACUUAACAAAGAUCUAGAAAACUAUAGAAUGGAUUAUGAUAAAACCGUCCAACAGCUACAAGAGACUUAUGCAAGGGAGAUUGAGAAUAAGAAGAAGUGGAUGGAAGAGUUAAGAGCCCAAUGUGAAAGAGAGUACAGAAACAAUGAGAUUAAAAAAACCGACGCAUUAGUGGAGCUGAAAGAGACCAAAGCUCGAAUUAUUGACCUUCAAAAACAGAAAGCUAUGGCUGAGAAAGAGAUAGUGGCAAAAGCAGAUUUGUUGAAAAAAUGUGACAACCUUAUACAAAGACUGAUGAUGAAAUUUAGCAAAGUAGCUCAAGUAGCUGUAACAUCGAGUCAGUCUGUAAUAGAUACUGCAAGCCAGGCACCAAGCUUUGCCACACCAAGAACUCAAAAGAAACCUGUACGAGUGGCCUCUCCAGGCAGUGAUUCUAGUGGCAAAACAUUUGAUCCUGAUGAUGUAAAUUUGAAGAUACGCUUACCUAAGCGUCCACUUUCCCAGGCAGGACCCAAACAUGCAAAAGCUGCAAAAGAACCUAAGAAGAAAAAUGCCCCUCCACCGCCCAAGAAAAUGGCAACUAAAGAAGCAGAUGAUUGGGGUUUUGAGAUUUAAAAAACUUUGGGUAAAAUUUUGUUAAAAUUUGGAUAAAAAUAAUGGGAAUUAGCAUCAAUAAAAUUGUCUCUCAAGCGUUUUCCCUCAAAGUGUUAUGUAACAUUUUGAGACAAUCUAACAUAGUGUAAAUAAGAUUAGUGGGCAGUUUAUAACUUUAUUUAAGAGAGGUAAUCAUCACAGUUGGAUUUAAAUGCCACUGUUGUAGUUUUUUUUUUAAUUCACUUUUGUACUUCAUAAAUUAAUUUAUUUUCAUAGAACAAAUUGUUAUUAAGAAAAGUUUUUUUAGUGGUUUAGAUUGGUUUAUUUUAUUUAUUGUUAGUAGGAUUUAAAAUGUCUUAACAAAUUAAACUAAGACCUAAUAUAAAAGUAGUAUUAGCAAUAUAAGAAUAAACUAGAACAUAGCCUACUGUAUUCAAAUUACAAUAUUUAGAAUAAGUCAUUUCGAAGUUCAUGGAGUGUUAGAACUUUGUUUUGUAGAUUUGUUUAAAAUUGUUU
This is a messenger RNA of Macrosteles quadrilineatus (aster leafhopper), 3014 nucleotides long. Its product is annotated as myosin-10-like. The transcript has 14 exons. Bases 324 to 2519 code for a protein of 731 amino acids. NCBI's taxonomy places the organism in Eukaryota, Metazoa, Arthropoda, Insecta, Hemiptera, Cicadellidae. The record is from RefSeq and is a predicted model, not a curated record.